Molecule: messenger RNA, 1969 nt
Organism: Hordeum vulgare subsp. vulgare (domesticated barley)
Lineage: Eukaryota; Viridiplantae; Streptophyta; Magnoliopsida; Poales; Poaceae
Product: alpha-terpineol synthase, chloroplastic-like
Exons: 7
Coding region: 127-1935 (602 amino acids)
Biological process (GO): diterpenoid biosynthetic process
Molecular function (GO): magnesium ion binding; terpene synthase activity
Source: RefSeq, a predicted model, not a curated record
AGCACGGCCAAAAAGGCCACUCCAUUGCUAACAGCUCGUCGUUGCUUUGCAAUUAUAUAGGCCAACACGAGAGUUCCACCACGCCAUUGCAGGAAGAUAGGCAGUUCUGCUGCUAGCAGGUGAAAAAUGCAAACCACCGCCUUCUGCCUGGGGGUAGCACGAGGAUGCAGCCUGAGCUGCCUUCCCGCCGCGCGGCCGGCCGGAGGUCCUUCAUGGAGGUGGCAGAUGCGGCGUACCCUGCGAUGCCGGCAGCAGCAAGCUCCGGCGCCGGAAGCGCAGCAUGAGGUUGACGAUCGGUCGAGCAAGAAUCCUUGCGGGUUCUACGCUUCCGUGUGGGGGGAUUUCUUCCUUCACCACCCUGAUCCGGCAGCUUCCUCCCAACAACAGACAUGGAUGGUAGAACGAGUAGAGGAACUGAAGAAAGAUGUGGCCAAAUUGAUAUCGAGUUCCAACACCUAUCUUGAGAGGAUGAAACUCAUUAUUGCAUUAGAGCGUCUUUGCUUGGAUUAUCUCUUUGAAAAAGAUAUUAAUGCAGCUUUGAAAGAAAUUUAUGGUGCCAAUGUUAGUGACUUUGAUCUUCAUACAAUAGCCAUUUGGUUCUAUCUACUACGUAAACAUGGAUACAAGGUUUCAUCGGAAGUGUUUGUGAAAUUCUUAGAUGAGGAUGGAAGUUUUAUGGCAACAACCCCAAGAGAAUUGUUGAGCCUUUACAAUGCCGCACAUUUUCGUACCCAUGGAGAGAUAAUACUUGACAAAGUUAUAUCCUUCACCAAAGUGAGUUUAGAAACAAAAUUGCCAUAUCUGGAAGGAUCAUUGGCACAUGAAAUUCAGUGUGCACUUGAGAUACCCCUCCCACGGAAGGUUGCAAUUUAUGAUGCUAAGAUCUAUAUCUCGACAUAUGAGAAAGAACCUACUAUGAAUAAAUUGGUCUUGGAGCUUGCAAAGGUGAAUUUCAAUUUGAUGCAACGACAAUAUCAACAAGAGUUGAAAACCACUACAAGGAAAAUGUGCAGGUGGUGGAAUAAUCUACAAGUUCACUCAAGGCUCCCAUUUGCUCGAGAUAGACUUGUGGAGUGUUACCUGUGGAUGUUAGGAGUAUACUACCAACCCAGCUGUUCACGGGGCCGAAUAAUACUUACGAUUGUGAUUUACACUACAACCAUUUUCGAUGAUAUUUAUGAUUCAUUUGGAACCCCAGAAGAGUGUGAAUUGUUUACCCAGUGGGUGGAAAGGUCAUUCAUGUCCGGUUGGGACACGAAUGUGGCUCGGGUUCUCCCAGAGUGCAUGCAAUACGCAUUUGGAAAAAUUAUGGAAAGCUAUGAGAUCAUUGAGAAUGAGCUAGCACCAGAGGAGAAAUAUCGUAUGACCUACCUCAAAAACUUCAUAGUAGAUCUUGUUAGGAAUUACAACAAGGAGGUUAAAAUGCGUGAAGAAAACUUUAUCCCAAUAUCCGUCGAAGAGCAUCUACAGAUCUCAGCAAGGACUAGUGCAUGUCAUCUGUUGGCUUGCACUUCACUGGUUGGAAUGGAUGAUAUAGCAACAAAGUCUUCUUUUGAAUGGGUUUCAACUAUACCUAAAAGUGUGCAAAACCUUUGCAUAAUUGUUAGACUAUUAGAUGAUAUCAUGACCUAUGAGCGAGAGCAGAUGAUACCUCAUGUUGCUUCGACAAUGGAUAGCUACAUGAAACAACACAACGUCUCGAUCAAAAUAGCACGCCAGAAGAUACAAGAGCUAAAGGAGGAGUCAUGGAAAGAUUUCAAUGGCCAGUGGCUAGAGCCCGAUGAUGACCAACCGAGGAAGUUGAUUGAGGUGAUAUUCAACCUCACAAGAACAAUGGAGUUCAUGUAUAACAAAGAUGACAACUUUACCAACUGUCGCAACCUUGAGGAUACCAUCCAAUCAUUAUUUGUGGAGCCUUUUGAGAUUGUUUUGUAGUAUAAAGUGACUAAUAAAUGUGCUAAUGUGAACA